AAAAAUGUUACUUCAAGUUCAUGACUGUUCAGAGAUUAGCUUCAUUCAGCGUAAAAUUUUCCGGUAAACGAAAGAAAAUAAGUGUACAUGCGUGCAGGGUAGUGCUGAAUGUAACACACGCACACACACUACUACGCUUUCAAAGUUACUAAUCAUUACGUUAUCUUUAUUAUUCCUGUACUCCCUUGUAUUUAGUUGCAAUGAUAUUUAAGAUAACCUUUCCUUGCCAGAACCUCAUUUUUUUUUUUUUGGUCCAUUGGUGCAAGAGCGAGUUAUAUGCGUGACCAUGAACGCCCUCUUAACACGUUGCAAAAUUCCUUCUAAAACCGUCAGGAACAUCAGCGCCCUAUCAGUUACUUUAAAACAGGUCGUAGGGGAAGUUAUUGGGGUUUUCAGGUUAUUUCAUUUCCUAGGGUUAGUUUUAACAGGUAGCGGCGGAAGUUAAUUGGGUUUUCAGGUGCGUAUUCAUGACUAGUAGUAGUGUAACAGGUCGUAGCAGAAGUUAAUUGGGGUUUUGAAAUGUUUUAACAGAUGUUCUUUGAUUGUUAAAACACGCGUGAAACUAACUACUAAUUAUAUAAUUAUUAUGUGGUCUUAGAAAACGGUCUUUGAGAGCACGCCGGAAUAGGGGCCUCGUAAUAUCCAUGACUAAUUACUGAAGAGCCUUGUAGUAAUAUUAUAUAAUGCUGUGUAGCGUAUUCUGACUAGCCACGUAUUUCUAGCUGUCACCAGUUUAUCAGCUAUUAAAUUUUGCAGACGUGAUCACAAGCAGCUACAUUACUAUUACCAGGAAGCGCUCUCGUUCUAAACACGCUGGAAGUGAACUGUGGGAGUCUUCCUGGUGUGUUUAUUAUUAUUAUUAUUAUUUUUUUUUUCGUGGAAUAGUAAGUAUUAUCGCAAACAAUUAUAUACUUAAUAAUCGAUUGACUGAUUUCUGGCCAAGCUAGAGAAUAUUAUAUUAGUCCUCCUCUUAGAAUAAUUAUAGCAAUAAAAGAAAACGUGAGUCCAUCAGCUGACUACACUCGGCUGGUCAAGGUGCACGCGGUGUUAUACUCAGGCAGGUUCUCCGAUAUAAUUUUUCUCAUUUGGUGUAUAUUUUUUCGCUUCCAAUUCCCUGUAAAGUUUGCUGUUAAAUAUGGCGUGUUUAUAGGCAAGAUAUUGGGUGUUCAGGUGUGUUAAUCUGGGACAGAUUUAGGAGGAAAAUUGUCAGAUUUUGUAUUCCAUUCUUUAUUUACAUUCAGCACGUGGCGCUGCCGGUAUUUAAAAGUAUGCCAUUCAUUCUUUAUUUACGUUCAACACAUGGCGCUGCAGAGUAUUCAAAAGUACGCCAUUCAUUCUUUAUUUACGUUUAAAACAUGGCGCUGCAGAGUAUUCAGAAGUACGUCAUUCAUUCUUUGUUUACGUUCAACUCAUGGCGCAGCGGAGUAUUCAAAAGUACGUAAUUCAUUCUUUGUUUACUUUCAACACAUGGCGCUGCGAAGUAUUUAAAAGUACGCUAUUCAUUCUUUGUUUACCUUCAACACAUGGCGCUGCGGGGUAUUUAAAACUACAUCAUUCAUUCUUUGUCUACGUUCAACACAUGGCGCUGCGAAGUAUUUCAAAGUACGCCAUUCAUUCUUUGUUUACAUUCAGUAUAUGGUGGUGCGGGUUAGUUAGAUGUAUGGACCCACUACAACUGUUUAAGUACUUAGGUUUUUAAAUGUAUGCAGUACUUAGGUUUUUAAAUGUAUGCAGUACCAUAGUCCCUCAUCCUUGUGCACUGCAGUACGUUGAGAUGUUAUGGAGACUAUGAGCAUCCGUGGGUGACCGCCCAAGGAUCAGCCUCGUCCUGGCAGCCCAACACCUCCUUUAACAUCACGGCAGCACUGGCAGGACUGGAGGAGAGCAAGGUGGUAUCCAUGGGGCCUCAUCUAGUGUCCCGUACCUACUCACGCCUCAUACUGUCCAGGGGCUCUACAACUACCCUCAACUGCACUGUAGAGCAAGCUGGGGAUGUGGCAGUAUCAUGGGUGCGGGGAGAUGAGGUUCUGGCCAUGGGGAGAUACAAGUACACAAGUGAUGAGCGGGUGGCAGUGCUGCAUGAGACAGGAUCUAAUGACUACAGCUUGCGAGUGUCUCACCUGCACCCUGAGGACUCUGCCAUCUAUGAGUGUCGGGUGAACACAGAGCCGCACCAGGUAGCCAAGGUUAAGCUGGUCGUGAUAGAUGCCUACUCGGUGAUCUUUGGCGCCUCGGAGGUGCGUGUGACGGCAGGAGGGACGUUGUACCUGCUGUGUCUGGUGCUGCAGGUGACAGAUGUGCCAGAGUACAUCCUGUGGUACCAUGACACAGACAUCAUUGACUAUUCCAAGUCCUCCAUCACGGUCAAGACUGAGGAGGAGACACGUUCCAGUGAGCUGCAGGUCCACAACAUAAGCUUCAGUGAUGCUGGUAACUACACGUGUCACCCCUCCAAUGCCUCGCCCUCCUACGUCAUGGUGCAUGUCGCUAAUGAUACCAACAAGAGGUCUGGCAAGGCACAGAAGUGUGAUGACUGUGUGUUGUUCAUUCAGCUGGGCGCCACCUUUGCCUUUUUCUGCCUCAGCUUCCUGGCAGCGUUCUGCAUGCACAGCCACGACCACAGUGUGGAGGAGCUGCCUGCACUGGAUGACUAUGAUCAAUACUACGAGUACUACAGUGAUGCCAAGAUGUUGUAAAACUGAAAAGUAGAAGAGGUCAAGUUCCAAGAUAAUGUAAGUAGAGAAUUUGUAUGACAGAGGGGAGAGGGAGAUGGGAAUGCUAUUCUCAUCAUGACAUUUCAUGCAUGUGGUUUGUAAUAGUUCAGAGAUAAUGUAUGUAAGUUGAGAAUUUGCAAAAGAAAUAAGGCUGAGGGAGAUAUUGACACACUGUCCACAUGUCAUAACACUUAAUUUUAUGCUUGUAUUUUGCUCUAGUGGUUCCUUUUUCUAGAGUAUUACUACUACUGCCUGCUGCUCCACUUGUGCUGGCAUUGCAUGAAAGUUCAGCAUGUUUAUUAAAUGAGAAAUAAUUGUGUAGUAGUUCAGAUGAAACACUAUAGCCUUGAGUUUGUUUGUAUCAACUUGAGAGAAUCAGUGAAAAAGAGUUGAAGACAAGAAGCAUUGGAUAAGUUGUGGGUAUAAAAGAACAAAGUUUGCAAAAGUAAUUUAUUAUGUAAAAGAAGGCAAGAGGGCUAUCUUGAUGUCAUCGCCUCUAGUGCAGUAAUUCUUUCAUCAGACACAAACAUGGUUACACAGCUAGUAGGUGAUGUUCUAGCCACUGAUUGAUUAUCUUGUGUAUUACCAUCCAAAAACAUACUGUAAUUAACUUUGUAAUCUUGAUAGGAAUCGUCUUUAAUAAGGAAUAUUGCAGACAUCACAUUGGUUUACUGCAUAUUUUGAAGUACAAUGGAAAUACACAGGCCAGUUCCACAGAUGAGAGCAUCACCCUGUGACACAUUUAAUAAGUUCACAUGUUCUUGGAUAGGAAGAUUAUUGGGCCAGAGUUGGUGAUAUUGAGUACAGUGUGUGCAUGAAUGAAGCCAGCCCUUGAAGAGCUGUAUGAAAGAGUCAUCAAAGAUGAAACAGAUUUUUGAUGCAAUACCAGUCUGGCCACUUCUUGAUAGAUAAGGUGAACCAGGUACAAGAUUUCAUCUUUGUUUAUAUAAUGCUUAAUGUUCAAACACUGGUAGCAAAUAGAAUAAUAAUAAUACUCAUACUCUUAAAAGAAA
Molecule: messenger RNA, 3727 nt
Organism: Scylla paramamosain (green mud crab)
Lineage: Eukaryota; Metazoa; Arthropoda; Malacostraca; Decapoda; Portunidae
Product: protein sidekick-1-like
Exons: 7
Coding region: 1899-2696 (265 amino acids)
Biological process (GO): synapse organization
Cellular component (GO): neuron projection membrane
Source: RefSeq, a predicted model, not a curated record